AUGGAUCCUCCCGACCCUCUACCGCUCCGUAUAACGAGGAGCGCCUCCUCGUCCUCGUCUCUCCAUUUCAAGCCGCGCGACCGAAAACUCCAUUUACUGGUCGCCGCGACCGGCCCCCGCGACAUAUCAUGGGCUCAGGCUCUCGUCGUCCGUCUCUCAAAGAGCUCCGCUAUCGAGAUGCGCGCCAUCGUCGACGAUGCCGUUCCCCGACUAAGCCAGACCGUCAUCACCUUGCAGAACCGCUCCAUGAGCCCCCCUCUCCCUCCUGCGCGCGCCGCUGCCGAUGCAGACCUUGAUGAUAUCGAGUUUUAUCGCCAGCAAGCAUUCGAACUCGUCGAAUGGGCCGAUCUCAUGGUCCUCGCCCCCAUCGAUGCCGAUAAUAUAGCCAAGAUGAUGGUGGGCAUCGCGGAUACCUUCCUUCUUGAGGUGCUUAGGGGCUGGGAUACCGCAAAAAAGAUACUUUUGGUGCCCGGUAUGAGCACGCACAUGUGGGAAAACCCCGUCACGAAACGGCAACUCAACAAGAUCAACAGCAAGUGGACUUGGAUACGCGCCAUGUCCCCGAUCCUCUGGCACUACGAUGGCUCUCACAAGAACCCAAAGCGAAUCGUCAACUGGAACGGGUUCAACGAUGUCUUGGGCAUUAUCAAAAAUCAGGCCGAUCUUCUCGGCCUCGGUCGGGACGUUGAUGUCGUGACACAUCUUGGUUACCUUGCCUCCGGAGACCCCCGUGUCUACUCGAACUUGCCACCUGAGAUUUGGACCAUUAUACUCGACUACGCUGGUGACUGGGAGCUCUCACAAGCCCUGGGCAUCUUCACCAACCUGCCCAUGCCGCACCCAUGGACGCUUCAACCCAAAGACCCUCGCGACCCAAUCAAGGUUUACGAACAUGAGCUGGAAUGGCUGGUCCUCACCUGCGAUACGACCGCAAUCUGCAAAAAGCUUUUGCAAUCGCCGCCUAGCUUACACGAUUUACCUGCCCUUGUUGUCGGGCUUCUUAUCAAAUUCUCACUCAUUGACGUGCUCAAGUGGAUGGAAGCCAAUCGCCCUGACCUUUUCAAACACGCCUUUGAUGGCAAGGUUCUUCCUACCAAGGCUUCGGCUUAUUUUGGCCGACCAGAUGUCUUGGACUACUGGAAGGAGAGCAAAUAUUUCCGUGGGAAGCACCAGCAAUCGUACGAUGCCGAGGCGGUUGAUGGUGCGUCCAAAAACGGCUACAUUCAGGUCCUUGACUGGUGGUGGCGUCACUCUGGCUUGCCGCUCCGCUUCACCGAGGCGGCUCUGGAGCAGGCUAGUGGAAAGGGACAUUUGUUAGUGUUGGAAUGGUGGCGAGAUGCGGCUGCCCAGGAUGAACGCAUCGUUUUGCGUCCCGGCAAGUCUCUGCUGUGGGCUGCUCAACACGGCCAAGUUGACGUCAUCCGUUGGUGGAUGGCCUCUGGUAUACCCGUCGCCCACGGUGACGGUGUAGCCAAGGUGGCUUCUCGAUGGGGCCAGGUGGGCGUCCUGGAACUCUGGAGGAAGCUCAAGGGCGACGACAAGGUUGCUUUUGACGGUGAGGUACUCGUCCAACCGACGAUUCACCAGCAUAUCGGAGUGCUGGAGUGGUGGCGCAAGUUUGCAUACGGCGAGCUUGACGGUAUGGAAGGACGGAAACACCGUGUUGAAUACAGGACAUGCGAUAUUGAAGAAGCAUUGGAGGAUAGCAUCGGCGACCAGGAGCCGGUGCGCAAGUGGUGGGCCAACAACGGCCUCAACCUUGGGCUCCGCAACGUCGAAUGGAUGCGGGCCAGAUGUUUGUAG
Molecule: messenger RNA, 1803 nt
Organism: Colletotrichum truncatum
Lineage: Eukaryota; Fungi; Ascomycota; Sordariomycetes; Glomerellales; Glomerellaceae
Product: phosphopantothenoylcysteine decarboxylase
Biological process (GO): coenzyme A biosynthetic process
Cellular component (GO): phosphopantothenoylcysteine decarboxylase complex
Molecular function (GO): FMN binding; phosphopantothenoylcysteine decarboxylase activity
Source: RefSeq, a predicted model, not a curated record